Molecule: messenger RNA, 411 nt
Organism: Penicillium bovifimosum
Lineage: Eukaryota; Fungi; Ascomycota; Eurotiomycetes; Eurotiales; Aspergillaceae
Product: GFA family protein
Exons: 3
Coding region: 1-411 (136 amino acids)
Molecular function (GO): carbon-sulfur lyase activity
Source: RefSeq, a predicted model, not a curated record
AUGCCUAUUACCGGACACUGCCUUUGCAAAGCCGUCACGUACACCGUGGACGUUGACGCGCCUUUGAUCACUGCCUACGAUCACUGCGAUGAUUGCCAGCGCCAGUCUGGUUCCACCUACUCGCUGGUCACCGUCUUCCCCAAGGACAAGCUGACCAUCAACGGCCCCACCAAGAGCUGGGCUGGCAAGGGUUCGUCCGGUCACGCCGUCCACCGCAUUUUCUGCUCCGAGUGUGGAUCCCCGAUCGCCCACGACCCCGAUGCGGCUCCCGAGAUCAUCGCCAUUAAGGCUGGUACCCUGGACACUGAGAUUAAGAAGAAGCUGAAGCCGGACACCGAGAUCUGGACUGUCAGCAAACUUCCCUUCUGCCAGGAAAGCCUUGCCCACCCCUUCAAGCACAUGCCGGAGUAA